This is a messenger RNA of Pelobates fuscus (common spadefoot toad), 2053 nucleotides long. RefSeq names its product interferon related developmental regulator 1 (gene IFRD1). Gene Ontology annotation, cellular component: nucleus. The coding region runs from base 279 to 1556 and encodes 425 amino acids. The record is from RefSeq and is a predicted model, not a curated record. The transcript has 12 exons. Lineage: Eukaryota; Metazoa; Chordata; Amphibia; Anura; Pelobatidae.
GUGGCGCGCUGCGAUCAAUCCCGAGGUUUCUCAGAGAUAAAAUGUGUCGUCCCGAUUCACAGCCAGUCACCGCAGAUUCGCUCGCCUUCUCCGCGUUCAAUCGUCCCGCAGCCCUGCCGAUAGGACACUCAGACCUCAUCCCUGAGAGACGCUUUAGUAAAAAGUGUUCGUCCAUCGGCUGAUUAUUACUGAGCCCGAGGCCCGCACUGACUGACUGACUGACUGACAGACAGACAGACACACACCGGGAGAGCGGGGCGAGCGCCGACCGGCCCGAAAUGCCGAAAUCCAAGAAGAGGAGCAGCCGCGCCGCCGGUGGCCGGUCAAAAAAUGUACAGCCGUUUAGUGAUGAGGAAUCCUCAAUCGAAACAAUGAGUCGCUGUAGUAGUUUCAGCGAUGUGGCCAGCGUUGCUGAAGAUGGUGGAGAGGUUGAUGAAGAAGCAGCUCAGGAAGACUUUGAAUUCAAAAUGAAAGGACUAAUUGAACUCACAACGGACAAGAGUGCAAAGACCAGACAAGCUGCACUUGAAGGAUUGAAGGUUGGGAUGUCGUCCAAGUUGUUAAGUGACUUUAUUCUAGAACAGAGAAUAACACUAACCGAUAGCAUUGAGCGUUGCUUGAAAAAAGGUAAAAGCGAAGAGCAGUGCGUGGCUGCAUCUCUGGCUUGCCUUCUAUGUUGUCAGCUUGGCGCAGGACUCGAAUGCGAGGAGGUUUUCCGAUCUCUGGCACCAAUUCAAAGAACAAUAAUUUGUGACAGAAGUGCAAACACCCAGGCACGCCAAGCUUGUGCAACCUAUCUGGGUCUUUGCUGCUUUAUUGCCAGUGAUGAUAUUGAGGAUUUGUACUCCACGAUGGAAUGCAUGGAGAAUGUCUUCACCAAGCAAUAUCAUUCCGAAAAUGGAGCUGAUAAAUGUUCAGCACUUCACAUCCAGGCUCUCCAAUCGUGGGCUCUGUUGCUGACUAUCUGCCAUACCAGUGAAGUAAAGAAGAAACUAGAUAUACAUCUGAACAAACUACCAAGGCUGUUAUCUUGUGAUGAUGUGAACAUGAGGAUUGCAGCUGGGGAGACUCUGGCUCUCUUGUUUGAGCUGGCACGGGAAGCAGAUGCAGACUUUUUCUAUGAAGAUUUGGAGCCUCUUACUCAAACACUGAAAGCCCUUGCAACAGACUGCAAUAAACAUCGGGCAAAAGUAGACAGAAGGAAGCAAAGAUCUGUCUUUCGUGAUGUCCUUAAAGCAGUUGAGGAAGGUGACUUUUCAUCAGAAUCAAUUCGGUUUGGAAGAGAGCGAAUGCAUAUUGACAGCUGGGUGAAGAGGCUUACAUAUAGCAUAUUCAAAGAGUUGUUUGGAUCUGGCAUGCAAUAUCAUCUUCUGACAAAUGUGUUCUUGCGCAGUAUUUUUGAACUUGGUCCUCCUUUGCUCUUGGAUAAAGCUGCUAUGGAGGAGAUGAAAAUUUCUCGUGAUGAAAGGCACAUGAACAACUCUGCUGCAUUCAAAGCCCGCACAAAGGCUAGAAGCAAGCUACGUGACAAGAGAGCAGAUGUUGGCGAGUUCUAAAUAUUCAGGAUAGGAUCCAGCUUGUGUGCACAUUCACCCAAAAUAAACCUAGUUGCUCAGACUUUUGUGAUACAUUUAAGUAAAGUGAUUUACCUUGUGAAGCAGUAUUGAUGUUUCCUAUGCCAGUGACCCUUGCUAAUUUUAGUCACCUGAUCUUGGCUCUAUUUAUUGUGUUAAUCACUUUUCUAUUGGUAUAUUUACACAUGUAAGCUACCCACAUACUACACGCUGAUCAGGAACUUGCUAACCCUGUAAAUAUAAAAUACAUAUGCACAGUGAUUAGCUGUAUUUGUGUGUGUUGUAUAUACUUAUGACUAUAAAAUGUAGUGUACACAUUUUAAUCGAUUACAAAGCUCAUUAACUGUAAAUAACCUUGUAUUCAGAUCCAAAUCUCUAAAGAGAGACUGCAUAGUGAAUAGCCUCGUAUAAACUGCAAAUAACACAGCACUAGCAUUUUCACUGUGUGAUUGUUUUUAAAGGUUCAGCUGUGUGUUAAU